AGGUUUAACACAGUCCCCUGCGUCGUGGCUUCGUCGCCAGAGACCGCAAGAGAGUUCCUCAAAACUCACGACUCUGUUUUCUCCGACCGUCCGGUACCCGCGGCCGUCGACUACCUCACCUACGGCUCGGCCGAUUUCUUCUUCGCCCCCUACGGGCCGUACUGGAAAUUCAUGAAGAAGCUCUGCGUGUCCGAGCUGCUCGGCGGGCGGAUCCUGGACCGGAUGCUCCCGCUGCGGCGGGACGAGAUCGGGCGCUCUCUGCAGCGGACGCGGAACAGAGCGGAGGCAGGGGAGCCGAUGGACGUCGGAGGGGAGCUGAUUCGGGUCGCGAACAACGUGAUCUCGGUGAUGGCCAUGGGGGAGAGGUGCUCUGGCGGGGCGGACGAGGCGGAUUGGGUCAGGAAGCUGGUUGCGGAGACGGCGGAGCUCACCGGGAAGUUCAAUCUCUCCGACUACGUUUGGUUCUGCAAGAGAUUGGACCUCCAAGGGUUUGGGAAGCGGCUCGAGGAUUUGAGGGAGAGGUUCGAUUCGAUGAUGGAGAGGAUCAUCGAGGAGCACGUGGAAGCGAGGAUGAAUAAGAAGAAGAAGACGACGGUGAAAGAUCUUCUUGAUGUGUUGCUCGAUAUAAAGGAGGACCAAGAUUCUGAGAUCAAACUCACUCGUGAAAACAUUAAGGCCUUCAUCUGGGAUAUAUUUGCGGCGGGGACGGAAUCGUCCGCCAUCACUACAGAAUGGGCGAUGGCGGAGCUGAUCAACCACCCAGAGAUACUGAAUAGAGCAAGGAAGGAGAUCGAUUCGGUGGUGGGGAAAUCUAGAUUGGUUCAGGAGUCGGAUAUUCCGAACCUUCCUUACCUCCAAGCGAUCGUGAAGGAGACAAUGAGGCUCCAUCCAGCCGCUCCACUAAUCAUGAGGGAGUCGAGCCGGGACUGUGAAAUUCAGGGCUACAAGAUUCCAGCCAGGACCAGACUGUUUGUGAAUGUCUGGGCCAUCGGCAGGGACCCAAACCACUGGGACGAGCCUCUCGAGUUCGAACCCGAGAGGUUCAUGGAUGGCAAGAUGGACGCAAGAGGACAACAUUUCGAGUUUUUGCCGUUCGGAAGUGGGAGAAGGGUGUGCCCUGGCACCACGCUGGCUCUGCAUAUGGUGCACGCUAACCUAGCCGCAAUGAUUCAGUGCUUUGAGUGGAAGGUUCAUGGAUCGACCAAGAGCGAUGGGAAUAUUGUUGAUAUGGAAGAAGGAGUUGGGCUUACCAUUCCAAGGGCUCAUCCUUUGAUCUGUGUUCCCGUGGCUAGGCUCCAUCCAUUUCCGACUAUUGAAAUGGGUGACUCAGUGACUGACCAAUAG
This is a messenger RNA of Linum tenue, 1344 nucleotides long. NCBI's taxonomy places the organism in Eukaryota, Viridiplantae, Streptophyta, Magnoliopsida, Malpighiales, Linaceae. The record is from the annotation of a GenBank genome assembly.